AUGCCGGCCAUCAUCGACAAGAUCGCGGAGGCACUCCACCUGCGCAAGGAGGAGGGCCAGUCGCCAGCGUCUGAGGGCGCUCCGCCUACCGCGUCUACGAAGCAGACUGUCUUUGACAGCAAGAAGAUCACCGUACUGUACGUCCUCGGUGGUCCCGGAGCAGGCAAAGGCACGCAAUGCGCCAAACUUGUCGAGGAGUUCCAUUUUUGCCAUCUUUCUGCCGGUGACCUCCUCCGCGCCGAACAGAAUCGCGAGGGCUCCGAGUACAAGGAACUGAUCCAGACGUGCAUCAGAGAGGGCAAAGUCGUCCCGAUGGAGGUCACCAUCAAGCUCCUCGAGAACGCGAUGCACGCCGCGCUCCAGGAGAGGACGGACCAGCCUGGCACUGGCGACGCCUGGGUUGACGGGAAGGGCCGGUUCUUGAUCGACGGCUUCCCGCGGAAGAUGGACCAAGCGCUCGCCUUUGACGAAGACGUGUGCCCCGCGAGCCUGGUCCUGUUCUUCACGACGACGGAGGAGGUGAUGUUGAAGCGAUUACUGAAGAGAGGGGAGACCAGCGGACGGGAGGAUGAUAAUGAGGAAAGCAUCAAGAAGCGUUUCCAGACGUACAAGAACACGACGAUGCCUGUCAUCGAACACUACAACAAGCUGGGCAUAGUCGCCGAGAUCGACAGCUCGCCCUCCGUCGACGAGGUGUACGAGAAUGCGCGCGCCGUCGUCCUGAAGCUGCUAGCAGGAGAGGUUUCUAGAAACAUGACGCUCUGA
Molecule: messenger RNA, 765 nt
Organism: Punctularia strigosozonata HHB-11173 SS5
Lineage: Eukaryota; Fungi; Basidiomycota; Agaricomycetes; Corticiales; Punctulariaceae
Product: UMP-CMP kinase
Exons: 5
Coding region: 1-765 (254 amino acids)
Biological process (GO): 'de novo' pyrimidine nucleobase biosynthetic process; CDP biosynthetic process; UDP biosynthetic process
Cellular component (GO): nucleus; cytoplasm
Molecular function (GO): UMP kinase activity; ATP binding
Source: RefSeq, a predicted model, not a curated record